Prorocentrum cordatum is the source of this 894-nucleotide messenger RNA. NCBI's taxonomy places the organism in Eukaryota, Dinophyceae, Prorocentrales, Prorocentraceae. The record is from the annotation of a GenBank genome assembly.
AUGCCGCGUCCACCCAGCGAGUUCAGUGACUCAUCAGGACUGUUGCCUGCAGGAGUGUUCCCGCUGGGGAGGAAAAGCAACCCGACGAAGCAUCAUCAUGACCUUCCUCCUUUCACCCUCCGUAGCCAUUUUGGCUCAAGGGGCGCCCUGAUCCGCAUCCGUUCGGUGCUGUUCAGGGGCAGAGGGAAACAUACCUUUAGCGGUAGCCGUUCGGAGACAGGAUGCCGACGCCUGGAACAAUUGGGGUUGCUAUCAAAGGCGGGGCUGGCACCGUUUCGAUUCCAGGAGAUAAGUUUGCCGAGAGUUGUUCUCUACUUCGCACUGGCGACAUCGAUGGAGCAGCCGCAGCCCAAGCCCUGGAGAGUGCAGCAGAGGUCGUGGAGCUGGGCGGCAUGUCCACAUUUGCAGAUGGUGCGUUCAUCCCACAAUUGGGAGACGAAGUGCAGGCAUUGCCAGGCCAGCGAUUUGAAGGCAAGCUGGGGGUGUACUACGAGCCUGGUCUCUUCAAAACCCUACAAGGAUGACGAUGGAGACGAGUGUAUCAAGAUCACCUGGUACAACAGUGGCUUUACCAACAAUUCAAUGGUGCAGUCGUGGAUGAACAGCAUGAGAAUCACAGAGAAGGCACGUCCAAUCGUUCUGGGAGAUGAAGUGGAGGCCUUACCCAACUCGCGGUUCGAAGGCAAGAAUGGUGUAUAUUACGAGCCUGGGGACAGGGGCCGGGUCUCUUCAGGAGUGUUCAAGGACAGUGAUGGAGACGAGUGCAUCAAGGUCACGUGGUACACAUCUGGGAGGACUAACGACGAGAUUGCGAUGUAUUGGAUGAAGAGCUUCAAGCUGGUGACGAACGAGGGUGCGCUUAUCUCUGAUGUGCUCCAAGAUAAGAUGGAGUAG